CGCGUGCAUUUCGAAGCACCGAAGCACCCAAGGUGAUUACAUAAAGCCAGAAAACCGAACCAUGCAGAGGGCCAUCAAGAAGGAGCUCAGCUUCUCGCUGGACACGCUGGAGCGCUAUCGCGCCAAGUACGGACGCAGUGCAUCGCUGGACACGAACGGUUCUUCUGUCCCUCACACAGAUGGCGAGCCGGCCGCUCCUCCGCCGGCUCCGUCCUCGAUCUUCACAAAGUCCAAUUCUCCACCGAAGCUGACCAAGUUACAGGAGCUGCAGCAGAAGAAGGAGGCCUAUCUGAGGGCCCGGGAGCACGAGCGGGAAAUGGAGCAGCUGCAGCGCACGGAGAGAAGGUCCACAAAUGGCUUGGAUACGCCCAAGCCCAAGACGGGAAGUCCACCGAGCACUUCUCCGACCCCAAAUGCCAGUUCCUCAUCCACCACCACUGCUGCGGCCAGCAAGUCUUCCAGCCCGGCCGGCUACUCCAACUGGUCCAAUCACCAUGCCACACUCUGCUCCCAGGCCUGGGUGGCCAUCUCCGAGCUGAUGUACUUCUGCGACAAGUACGAGUUCACCACCCUCAGCACCCGGGAUCUGAAGACGCAUCAGGAGAUCGUGGCGGAGGUGAGAGCCCUGCUGUCCGGAAAGGCGCCCUUCGACCAGCGCACCCGUUUCCCAGGCAACAUACACGAUCCGGAGAACCUCUGGGUCUGCAUCGGCCGCUGUGCCAGCGUGGAGUACCACCUGCAACGCAUAAUAAGCAUCUUCCGGAAACCGCUCAACCAGUUGACGCCGGACAAACAGCGCACAGUGCGCCAGAACUUCCACCUGGCGGUCAGCGAGUUGCGGCUGGACAUCUCGGCGCGGAUCAGCGAGGUGAGACUGUACGACCGCCUGGUCUUCGAGCGCGAGUUCCGGCUGGAGUGGCAGGAGGCGGAGGCCUAACGGAUGAGAGGGAUUUCAGGAUCAGUGGGUGGUCAGUAACGUUUAUUGGCAACUCUUCGCUCUUUUUGCGGUGCGCGGUGGAAAAAACGGUUUCAAAAAUACACUUGGACGCGGGAGGCCGGAGCAGGGAGCAAACGAAUACGGAACUCGAUGUGCUGUGUACUCCAUUCAACAUACAUAUAAGUGGUAUUUCGUCAACUAAUAAUCGUUAUGAAUUGCAUUAGUCGGCCAAAUUUGAAUUGAUUUUCCAUAGAUACCAGACUGACAAGCCAUCUGUGUGCAAUGUUCUUUUGAGAAAAUUGUCGAUAAAUUAAAGCAAUCAUCUUGGAUAAUUGGAAGCAAAUUUUUCAUCAGUCUGCCCUAAUCUUACAUAGAAUUUCGAGCUUAGAUCAACUAGAUUUCUAUGAAAUCUUGAAUGCCUUAAGCACUUCGUAAUCAGAAUUAGUUGACGGAAUACGGGUAAAGUAAACUUCAUAUUUCACAAAUCUAGACCACGGAUUGCUCCCAUCAAUUGCUCGCGUAACUAAAUCUAAAAGCCGCCGGCGGCCAGGUGCAGUCUAGGGAUACGGCCCGAACCUGCUCGCCGAUCGGGCCAACUUAUUGCUCCGAAAUACGUAAUACAAACAUUUAUAUAUAUGUACACAAUGCCAACGGUAUAAAUAAAGCACUUUGUGUGGGCCAACGUUGAU
Molecule: messenger RNA, 1626 nt
Organism: Drosophila biarmipes
Lineage: Eukaryota; Metazoa; Arthropoda; Insecta; Diptera; Drosophilidae
Exons: 1
Coding region: 62-937 (291 amino acids)
Molecular function (GO): structural molecule activity
Source: RefSeq, a predicted model, not a curated record